Brugia malayi is the source of this 1017-nucleotide messenger RNA. RefSeq lists its product as uncharacterized. The transcript has 6 exons. Gene Ontology annotation, molecular function: GTPase activity. The coding region runs from base 1 to 1017 and encodes 338 amino acids. Lineage: Eukaryota; Metazoa; Nematoda; Chromadorea; Rhabditida; Onchocercidae. The record is from RefSeq and is a predicted model, not a curated record.
AUGAAAGAAAUGCAAACAUCUUCGUCGUCGUCAUCAUCAAAGAGUAUUUUGGGUGACAGCACUGCAACAAUUAUUGUUUUGGGAAUGGCAGGAUCCGGCAAGAGUGCUUUUGUUCAGCGUGUGGCAGCACGUUUGCGUCAAGAAAAUAUUUCUCCAUAUUUGAUAAAUCUGGAUCCUGCUGUUACCACAAUUCCGUAUGCUGCAAAUAUCGAUAUUCGAGACACAGUGAAAUACAAGCACGUGAUGAAAGAAUAUCACUUAGGUCCGAAUGGUGCUAUAAUGACUUGCUUAAAUCUUAUAUGCACUAAAUUUGAUCAAAUAGUAGACUUCAUAAAAUCUCGAUCGGGACAGUGUCCUUAUUGCUUGUUAGAUACUCCUGGUCAGAUCGAAGCUUUUACGUGGUCGGCUUCUGGGUCGAUUAUUACCGAUUCAUUAGCUUCUUCAUUUCCAACAUUGGUAGCAUUUAUAAUUGAUUCGGUACGCGUUGCAAACCCGACAACAUUCAUGUCGAAUAUGCUUUAUGCGUGCUCAAUUCUGUACCGUACAAAGCUUCCAUUCAUCGUUGUUUUCAAUAAGGCAGACAUAAUAAAGCCAACAUUUGCAACGAAAUGGAUGAAUGAUUUCGAAAGCUUUCAAGAAGCGUUGGAUCAGAAUUCUACGUCAUAUAUGAACGAUUUAACUAGGUCUUUAAGUCUUGUACUUGAUCAGUUCUACCAAAACUUGGCCACUGUCUCAGUUUCUUCGAUGACUGGUGAAGGAAUCGAUAACUUUUUGAAAUUAGCGCAAGGUUGUGUCAAGCAAUAUUUUGAAGUAUAUCGUCCAAUGUAUGAUCAAUUAUUGAAACAAAAGGCUGAUUUAUUGGCGAAGGAAACAGCGGAAAGUUUAGAGAAGUUAUGCAGUAUGGAAAAAAAAGUUGUUGAUUUUGCACCUAUUUUGGAAACUGCUCCAAAAACUGAGAAAAUACACUUAGGAGGAGUGGACCAAGAAAAUUCAGAAGAUGCUAUGUUAUUGCGAUAA